UGAGCCAGCUUGGAUGCGGUUAGCCUGUUAGCAUGUAGCGUGCUAGCUAGCGAGGAAGUAGCAUGUCACUUCAAAAUAACGCGCUUUAGUCGGCUUAAAAACGGGAAUAUCUCGUCUUUAUUCAUCAAACUGACCAAAGUUGAGGCCCAUGGUUGUUUAGAAGGUUCUAGUUCCACAUUAAAGAAGUGUAGCGAACUCCAGCGAGGCUUCCGUCUCAACUUGGUAGCGUUAGCAUCGCGAGCUAACGUCCACGCAGAUAUGCAAUAUGGUGGUUGUACUUGAGGUGAUUACCUGUCUGGAGAAGUAUCCUAUCACCAAAGAAGCACUUGAGGAAACCCGACUUGGAAAGCUGAUCAACGAUGUACGAAAGAAGACCAAGGACGAAGACCUGGCCAAGCGCGCCAAGAAGCUCUUGCGAAACUGGCAAAAGCUGAUCGAACCCGGGCCCGCGGUGUCUGCGAGUGCUCCCGGCUCCACCAACGGCAGCUCUCACCCCUGCAGAACGGACGCCUCGCCGCCCGAAAUCUCGUUACCAGCGAAGGGGGUUCCCGAAGUGAAAGUCAGGAACGAUGUCCACAAUACUUAUUCGCCGAAGGCUGAAAAAUCAAGCAGCCGCAAGCGCCGAGCCGAGCACAGAGACAGCGGGGUGCACUUACCGGAGAAAAUUUCCAAGCUGUCUUCGUACGACAAUUCUGUUUCGCCGCCCCCCACGAACGGGAUCGCGGGCAGCCCCGACACACUGCUCGAGCAGGACGUGGUGGUCCCCUCCCCGGACCGGUCCCGGCUCGAGCACCUUGACAAUGAUAAAAUCAACAGAAUUCCGGUAAAUGCUGUCAAGCCUCGGCCCAGCUCCCCGGGAGUGGCCAAACUACCUAGCACUUCAUCUUUAAUCAAGGUCGCUGUCAUGCAGCAGAAGGCAAGGUUGGAUGAUAGCGGUGGAGGGGGGCAUUACCAAGCCAGAAGCCCCCGUGGUCUUUCUACCAGUCCAAGGAGCACAAAAGAUGCCACGACCAAGCGCUCUGCGGCGUAUGCACAAAAGUUAACAUCUGUCCCCAGCCCUUCGCCCAGGGAUCCCUUGCCUUUGUCCCAGCCCGUGUCCUCCCCAGCCCAUUCUUCUUAUAGGUCUUCUACGCACUGGGCCACCUCGCUGGAAGUCCUUUCUCAUUGCUCCUCACAAGACUUAUCCUUGUCACUGGAAUCCCCCUCAGUCUCCCUUUCACCCUCGCGCCCCCAACACAACUCAGAACUACACCGGCCAAAGUCCGAAGGAGCUGUGACUGUCCCCGACGACACGGACGGCUUGCUGACUUCGGCCUCGGAGUAUAAAAGGAAAAAGUACCGCUCUCGGGACUAUUCCGUCAAUUUAGACGGACAGAAAGUAGAAGACACAACGAAGCCAGUGCGGUUAAAAGAACGUCGGCUAACGUUUGACCCGGUCACGGGUCAGAUCAAACCCAUAGUCCAUAAAGAACCUUCUCAAACCGAGGAACCCCCUACCCCCGAGCCCCCUGUUGAGUCCAGGCAGAGAACUGAAAGCACUGUACCACAGACCCCGGCGCCAGGCCCGGGCCCCAACCCUUUCCACCAAACAAACUGGAAAGAGCUGUCCAGAAAUGAAAUCAUCCAGUCCUACUUGAACCUUCAGAGCAACGUGCUCACGUCGUCCGGGGUCCAGGCCCCGAGCGCACAUUUCUUCAUGUCCGAAUACCUGAAGCGGGACGACAAGGGCGUAAAAGAGCCCAGGAAAAUGCACGUUUUGCAGGCGGAUAGCCCGGCGGAAGAUUUACCUGGCGUGACUCGGGACGUAGGCGGGGAGGACCUGGACAGGGUACAAAGCCAGCAUUGGCCCGGGGUCAAUGGGUGUUUGGACACCAAGGGCACUUGGUACGACUGGACAGAGUGCAUAUCGUUGGACCCUCACGGGGACGAAAGCAAACUGAACAUCCUGCCGUACGUUUGCCUAGACUAAGGGGUCCUUUUUUCACUCCUGACGAGAUCGUUUGUGAUUUUGUUUGUCCACUGUGAGUUGGGCAGAAGCCAGGCCUGCUAAACUCUCCCACCCCUCCCGUGCCUCCUCUUCUUUCUGUGAUUGAGAGAUUUUGGUAUAAAAAAAAGAUGACAAAUUAAAAAUAAUAUUUGUGUUUGAUA
Messenger RNA from Nerophis ophidion (straightnose pipefish), 2148 nucleotides. It is a transcript of the gene crsp7, whose product is annotated as cofactor required for Sp1 transcriptional activation, subunit 7. Bases 266 to 1969 code for a protein of 567 amino acids. The transcript is spliced from 3 exons. The record is from RefSeq and is a predicted model, not a curated record. Gene Ontology annotation, cellular component: nucleus; core mediator complex; mediator complex. Gene Ontology annotation, molecular function: transcription coregulator activity. Gene Ontology annotation, biological process: positive regulation of gene expression; regulation of transcription by RNA polymerase II. NCBI's taxonomy places the organism in Eukaryota, Metazoa, Chordata, Actinopteri, Syngnathiformes, Syngnathidae.